AUGUCUGAAGGCCUCUCCAUCCUAAAUCCCUGGCCCAAGAGGCUCCCUGGUCCGAGUCUACUACACCAACUUGUGCCAUGGGAAGCCGAGGACGAUCGAAAUGCCAUUGAAUUCCUCUCAUCCGACGGUCACGUGCAUUCUCUGACAUAUCAACAACUGCACCGCCGUGCCAAUGCUUUGGCGAGAACCCUUCAAUCCCUGUCCCGGACGAGGGGGCCAUCAACCCCGGCGCACUUCGUUGCCCCCAUUUUCCUGCCGCAAUCGCUGGAUUUAUAUGUUGCAGAGUUGGCAGCUCUCAAGGCCGGGGCUGCCUUCUGCCCAAUCUCCAUCGAUGUUCCCGAAGAGCGCCUUCGCUUCAUCCUUCGAGACGUGAGCGCAUCCGUUCUGUUGACGACGUCUGCCUUGAGACCACGCUUGCCUGACCUGGAAGACAUCGAGGUGGUGCUAGUAGACGAUGAAAAUUGCCAAGACGUCGACAAUGAGCCAUCACUCACCAUCGAACCAUCUCGAGCCGCCUAUGUACUCUAUACCUCCGGAUCGACAGGCCAGCCCAAAGGAGUCAUCGUCUCUCAUCAGGCCGUCACUCAAGCAUUGCUUGCUCACGACCGCCACGUACCACCCUUCGCUCGCUUUCUGCAAUUUGCCAGCCCGACUUUCGAUGUGUCGGUCUUCGAGAUCUUCUUUCCGCUCUUCCGACGCUGCACCAUUGUCUCUGGCGAUCGUCGAAGAAUGCUGAACGACCUACCAGCAUUCAUGAUUGCAAUGGACAUAGAUGCAGCAGAGUUGACUCCAUCAGUCACGAGCAGUCUGAUCCGUAGUAGAGACCGCGUGCCAUCUCUGAAGACGCUUCUCACCAUCGGGGAGAUGCUCAAGCGCGAAGUGAUCGAAGAGUUUGGUGGAAAUGCUGACCGCAAAGCCAUCCUUAACGCCAUGUAUGGCCCAACUGGUUAG
Molecule: messenger RNA, 951 nt
Organism: Neohortaea acidophila
Lineage: Eukaryota; Fungi; Ascomycota; Dothideomycetes; Mycosphaerellales; Teratosphaeriaceae
Exons: 1
Coding region: 1-951 (316 amino acids)
Biological process (GO): secondary metabolite biosynthetic process; amino acid activation for nonribosomal peptide biosynthetic process
Cellular component (GO): cytoplasm
Molecular function (GO): phosphopantetheine binding
Source: RefSeq, a predicted model, not a curated record